CCAAAAUUGAGUCACACGAAUCCCCAAGUCUGAGAAAAAGAGGCCAAGAAGAAAAAAAGGGUUCUUUCCGAUCGUCCUUCUCUUCUAUUUGGUUUGGACACUGAAAUCACAGCUUUCGGAGCUUUAUGUGGAACGACGUAUUUCCGUCAAGGCGUUUUUUUAGGAGAUUCUUGUCGGCAAGACCAUGAACAUGGAUAAGACGCCGAUCGCAGGCGGCGGCGGCGGCGGCGGCGACGACGACGACGACGCCGGCAAUGGCCCGGAGAUUCAAUCCUCGUCCGACGCGGUGGCGCCUUCGCCGACUCCUCACACGGAGUGCGACAUCAGCAGCAUGCCGGACUCCCCGCUGCGCAAGCCCGGCCACCGGCGCGCGCUCUCGGAGAUCAUCGGCCUCCCCGACGACCUGGACCUCGGCGCCCCCGGCGCCGGCGACGCGCCCGCGCUGUCGGACGAGAACGAGGAGGAGCUCUUCUCCAUGUUCCUCGACGUGGAUAAGCUGAAUUCGCGGUGCGGGUCGUCGGAGUCGGAGUCGUCAUCGUGCGCCAUGGCCGGCGGGGGUCGGGGAGAGGCAACGGAGGCGUCUGCGGCGCCUGGGGCUGAGCAGCUGGGGCAGAGGCACCAUCACAGGCACUCGAUGGACGCCUCGAGCUCCAUCAACGCAGAGCAUCUGUUUGGGACGACGGCGAUGGAGGGUGCGUCGCCGGCGGAGGUGAAAAGGGCAAUGUCCGCUGCAAAGCUUGCCGAGCUAGCGCUCAUCGAUCCAAAGAAGGCAAAAAGGAUUAUAAACAAUAGACAGUCAGCAGCAAGAUCAAAAGAAAGGAAGAUGAGGUACAUCGCUGAACUUGAGCGGAAGGUACAGUUCAUGCAGAGAGACGCCACAGCGUUGGCGACCCAGCUGGCAUUGCUGCAGAGAGACACAGCUGGGCUGACUGUGGAGAACAGCGAGCUGAAGAUACGUCUGCAGAGCACAGAGCAACAGAUCCACCUACAAGACGCUCUGAACGAGGCCCUGAAAUCGGAGCUGCAGCGGCUGAAGGUGGCAACGGGGCAGAUGGGCAGCCAGAUGAUGGGCUUCGCCGGACCGCCGCACCCGUUCGGUGGAGGGAACCAGCAGGCCUUCCACCACCCCAGCCAAGCAGUGCCGCCGUUCCUGGCGAUGCAGCAGCAGCAGCAGCACCCGCACCAUCCGCUGCACCCUCUGCAGCAGACCCAGGCGCUCAGCCUCAACAUGAAAGGCCCGCCAGCGGCUCCUCCUGCUGGCCAGUGGCAGUGGGGCGGUGAUGCGUGGUCGGAGAGCAGCAGCAGCUGAUUCGGCGGCGAGCUGCUGUCGUCUUGCAACUCGGAAGAGGUUGUGGAUGUAUGCCAUGUCCGGAUGAUUGAGGAUACAGGAUAUACUGUACGCAUGCUCGGUAAAAGAAGCGAUACAUGCAAGUAUGAAGGGCGCCGCAGAUAUGAGUUUCGUUUCGUUCUGUGUACCUUUGCUUCAGACGCAGGAUGUGUGGAUGAAAACGAUGCUCGAAAGAAAGAAAGAAAG
Zea mays is the source of this 1534-nucleotide messenger RNA. RefSeq lists its product as uncharacterized. The record is from RefSeq and is marked provisional. Bases 185 to 1309 code for a protein of 374 amino acids. Gene Ontology annotation, cellular component: nucleus. Gene Ontology annotation, biological process: regulation of DNA-templated transcription. Gene Ontology annotation, molecular function: DNA-binding transcription factor activity. Lineage: Eukaryota; Viridiplantae; Streptophyta; Magnoliopsida; Poales; Poaceae. The transcript has 5 exons.